This is a messenger RNA of Exophiala bonariae, 435 nucleotides long. RefSeq lists its product as uncharacterized. NCBI's taxonomy places the organism in Eukaryota, Fungi, Ascomycota, Eurotiomycetes, Chaetothyriales, Herpotrichiellaceae. Bases 1 to 435 code for a protein of 144 amino acids. The record is from RefSeq and is a predicted model, not a curated record. The transcript has a single exon.
AUGGUCCAACUUCGAGGCUUCAUGCCCACUUGGGUCUCGAAAGCGAUGGGACAUGCUCUUGUGGACCAAGGGGGGAAGAUCUGUACCAUAGGACCUGGGGGUGGAGAGAUUGUCUACAAGCACGAUGGCACAGACAAGGACAUUGACAAACUCCUCCUCCACCGAAGUAUUGAAGGUUCGGGGCCAAGGCUCUCGCGCGGAAUUCCCAAACGCCUCAGGGAUCUGAUGUAUGAAGGCCUAAUAUCUGAGAAAGUGGAAUGGUUGGGAACGGACAUGAUUGCUUGGAUCGAGAGUAAAUUAGGCUCCAAGAAAGGCGAUAGUUUUGGAGAGAUGAAGCUGAUGGAGAGGAAGCUCGCGGAGAUUUUACAGGCUGGCGAGAUCCCUCGGAUGCUUGUAGGCCCAAGACCUGUUGUGAGGCGCGCAAGAAUCGUCUGA